This is a messenger RNA of Drosophila miranda, 1950 nucleotides long. RefSeq lists its product as uncharacterized. NCBI's taxonomy places the organism in Eukaryota, Metazoa, Arthropoda, Insecta, Diptera, Drosophilidae. The transcript is spliced from 7 exons. Bases 371 to 802 code for a protein of 143 amino acids. The record is from RefSeq and is a predicted model, not a curated record.
ACAACAUCUUGCGCUCGCCCACCAAGCCGACCAACGGGGUGCGCCAGCGCUCCGUCUACACCAACAACCCAUCGCCGGGUAUCAACAGCGAGUUAACAGCCGCCGCAGUUUUAACAGCUCGGCAACAGCAGCAUUGCCACAUCACCUCAUUGCCCUCUCCUGUUAUUUCAGACCUUAUUUUCCGUCUCGCUCUUUUCCACCAUUGCUCUCUUACUUUUCGACUUUAAUAUUCGAAUUUUCCUUCUCUAUUCCCCCCUCUUCUCUCCUCUUCUAAUACUAUUCAAAAUGGUUUGGUUAAUUUCUAUCAAAAUCAAAUGCAAAUUGGGAAAAACGCCGACACUGCGCUUGUGUGUGAAGCUAAAAUCCGUAUAUGCUGCGGGCGAAACCAGCGGGCGUGAGCAGCACACGCAACUUCGAGCUCGAGAACCACACACCGCCGUCAUGUCCCGGCUCUGGACCCGUUGCCAUGACGAACGGCACCAUCCAGUUGCGCCUCCGCGAUGGCAUGCGCAUUGACAUGACUCUGGACAAGGCGGUGCGCGUGCUCAAUCAGCGCAGCAUGGUGGCAGUUGCUCUAUCACGCAACUGCAACAACUCGGCUUUGAUCCACCCCAAUGGACGCAUCUUGCAGAGCGGCGCUAAAGUCGAAAUAGUCACCUACGACGGCACGAAGGGCAAUAACUUUGUUCGCUAUGCCAAGAUGUGGUACAAGGGUGUGAGCUUCACCAGCGAGGCGUGCGCUCUCAUCUACCUGGUGGACACAGCCGGGCGCGCACCACAACCGACACUUUCACCGAUCUGACCAAGGACUACACCCUGGCAGUGUUCUAUGACGACUCGCGCCAUGGUCCCUCUUAUAUGGCUGAAGCCCAUGACGUGAUUGCCAAUUCAGCUUACACUUGUACCGAGGAUGGCACUGAGAUCUAUGACAUAAACGGAUUUCGCAUCACCCAGGCAGCCGAUGGCCUUGUGAAGGUCACUCGUCUUUGAGUACUCGCCAAUGCGCAGGGCCCGCUCCAGGUUGCCCUGCUCGGUGGUGUCGAUGAGCGUUAGCCAUCCGUUGGCCGUGGGAAAGAGGACACAGUCGUACGAGGUUUUAACGUCGUUGUAGACCUUCUCAUAGCUAUUGAGCAUCUCCAGCUCAAAGUCUAGGUUCUCUUUGAUGAUUUUCUUGUCCCACGGCAGUUUGGGGGCUUCACCUGAAAUAAGGAUAUGCAUAUAUAUCUUGCGACUGGCGUUGGCCGUGGCAAUCUUGUGGGGCUUAUCCCAGUGCUUCAGCUUGGCCUGGGCUACAAUGUUAUCGCGCACCUUGGAGGGCACCAGAUCACCGAAGCACUUGAGGCCCACGCGAACCGCCUUGUCAGUGUCCGUGUUCAGAGCCAGCAGCUCGGGACUGAGCGUCAAGGUGGUGCCCGACAAACCCUUUAGGGUUCCAUUUUCAUCUGGUGUUACCUUCUUCUUCAUAUCUACGUCGCCGCAUCCCGAGCAGUCGUAGCGCUCAAUCACUUUAAUCGUUUUGCCAUCGACAAGCGUCUGAAGAUACGCACACAAGUGCAUCGAGCGAAAUGUGAAAUGGAAAUCCAUGACACCACCAAUUAAAAAUGCCAACUCACCUCAAGUCCGGUAGCCCGAGGAUCCACACCGGAAUCAAAUAUGGCAAUGGUUACAUCUUUGCCGUCGUAUUCGGGAUACUUUUGCAGAAAAUUUAGCACUCCUGUCUCCGCCUUGGGCACCAGGGCACCCGUAGGAAAUGACUCGACAAUUCCGCUUGUAGCCAUACUCAUAAUUUCGAAUUUAUUGCUGUUCUCGCCGUGUUCUCGAAACUGUCGUGUUGUUUCUGUUUUUAUAUACUUUUUUUUUUUUUUUUUGUUUUAAAUCAUCUCAAGGAUGAUCGGAAUUUUGAGCGUAGCACUGUAGCCACAUUGAUCAGAUACUGGUGAUGUAGUUUGG